AAUGAUUAUGAAAAAGAGGAGGGGGAUAAAGAGUGUUCUGUUCCCGAAUACGAUAUACGAGAUCUCUUUUUCUCAUGUUACCAAACCGAGCCCUAUACACGAGUAAGGUCCCAAAGCAUAUUACUCUAUAUGGUAUGAUGGAUCAGGUCUCACCGUCUCACCAUUGAAUUCACCGAAAAUGGCCGCUAAACCUCUGUAACCUUGAACCAUGUCUAUGUCAUUGUCUUCUACACUUUGCUCUCUAAUUAUUCUGUAAGUUUGAACCAUGUCGAUGGCAUUGUCUUCUACUAUAUGCUCUCCAAUCCCAUCCCUCAAACCUCCUCAGUUUUCCUUCAAACUCUCCUCACUGAAACUUAUCUCCACUCCAAUUUGUUCCCAUAUCAUUCCGUUUCGCUCUUCUCCAGUCAGAAUACAAUCGUUAAAACCUGAGUACACCCGUAAUUUGUUAGGGUUUUGUGGUAAACAGUCUGGGUUUUUAUUGGGUAGGAAGUUAGGGUUUCGUGUAAGUGCAGAGAAUGGAGACGGAGAGAGUAAGAGUGUGGUGGACGAAGCUGAAGAAGAGGCGCGAGGGCAGAGCACUAUGCCUGAACGGUUCAGGUACUUGACUAAGGAAGCCCCAGACCUUCCUAUAAGGUGGCCUUUGCUCAUAGUGCUGCCUUUCCUCAUCUAUGCCUGGAGAACGGUAUUGUGGGAGCUGUCCAACUGGAAAAAGGCUGUAGUGGGUAUUGUCCACUUCAUAGGAUACCUCUUGAAACUUGCAUUGGCUUUUAUUUUCCAUUUCAUAGGUGGCCCAAUCACUUCUCUAAUCAGGGGUGUCGAGAUUACAAUCUACACCAUUCAAGAUUUUUGCUCAGCUGUGAUAGCAUAUGUUCCUUUCCGAGAGCUGACUUUGAUAAUCUUGUUGGCAUCUGCUGUAUUUGCCAUUGCUGAAGACAGUGUCCCGGAUUCUGUACACAGCCAACCAUAUAUUCUUGCAGUAGCUGGUCUAAUUGGCUUUGCAGCUGUGAGAAGCUUCAUAUCUGAGAUUUUCUUCUGGAUGCUUCUAUUGGGUUUAUUUAGUUUUGCUCGGUUCAUUAAAAAGAGAGAUUAUGUUUCUUCUGCGUUGCCUGUUGCUGCUGUGCUGGCUGCCAUUGGAGAGCCUUGGGUUAGAGUUGUAGUGAUAGUCUCAUAUCUGAUGUUGGCUAUUAAUCACAGUUCAAAGAAGUUACCAGAAGGUAAAGGCAAAGGUGAAGCUGAUGCAACAGGUAGGAAGUUUCCCAUUCCAGUGAUCUACGGCCUACGUGUUGCUGCUAAGUGGGCUGGGUAUUGCCAUUUGACUUGGCUGGUAACGUGACCAGCAGAGUGAAUGUCCCUGUUAUCCCAAGGCAAAUAACCUUUUUUGCGCCUGUUGGAUUGUAAAGGCAGUGAGUGCCUGCCUUGUGUGAAGCUAACUGGAAGUAAAAAACACGAGGUGGCAAUUGAAAUUUUGUCAUCUUUAUUUCUUCCGCUAGUCUCUUGCAGGUUCUAAGAAUGCCUUUCUGGUUAUAUGAGUGAUUUUUAUACGAGCCCUGGAUCCGGCAUGCUGCCGCCUUCAGCCCAACAUAACCUGGAUCUAGAAUUUUCUCAUGAAAUUUAAUUGGCAUUUCGUUCUUGCUCUGCCUAAUUUUCUGUGUAUUACUUCAUUAGAGGCUAAGCACCUGUGUUUGUACUCUUAGACGAGUAAAAAACAUGUAAUUUGGGUUCAUCUAAAUCAGAUUCUACGUGGCAUGGUAUGGGUAGGAGAGGGAUAGAAUUAGGAGACAGAUUGUCAAAUUUCAAUAAGAUUUUGAUUGAUCUUCA
This is a messenger RNA of Cornus florida, 1818 nucleotides long. RefSeq lists its product as uncharacterized. NCBI's taxonomy places the organism in Eukaryota, Viridiplantae, Streptophyta, Magnoliopsida, Cornales, Cornaceae. The record is from RefSeq and is a predicted model, not a curated record.